AUGCCCCGGCGGGUAAUCACUCCGGGAAGGUCUUGCCUUGAGUGUAGGCGACGCAAGAUCAAAUGCGACCGUGGAGUGCCGUGUGAAUAUUGCAGAGUCUCCGAGAUCCAAUGCGAGUAUCCUUCUCCGACGCGCGGGGGCUUCAGGGGGAAGGAUGAUGCUCUCCAAAAAAGAGUAGAGAGCCUUGCAGCUACUUUGAAUUCCCUAUCUGGACAAGUGUCGGAGAUUCAAACCCAACUCCAGGACGAAGUGUUGCCCGGGGAGAGACCGCGCCCAGUUCCAAUCACACCGGAAACUUCAGUAUGCGCUACCAAUUUAUUGUCCUUUCCUAGCGGAAACUCACGGUCAACUCAGGUGGCCCAUCCACCACCGAGUACCGUCACGAUGCUUUGGCAGAUGUAUCUUGAAGUCAUUGAUCCAAUCGUCAAGAUUUUUCACGUUCCGACCAUGCAAAAACACAUUGCAUACUCUAUUCAGAAUUUGACAAGUCUUGAUAUUGGCACACAAUGUGCAUUGUUUGCCAUUUACUACUCAACUACCCUUGUUAUUCCUGAUAAACACUACCAAAAAUAUCUUCACGGAGCAAAGGACACCCAGCUUAAGAAUUAUCGUGUCGGAAUUGAGGAGUCACUAGUUCAAGCCAAUCUUCUCACUACUCACGACUUUAUGGUUCUCCAGGCUCUCACUCUCUAUAUUACAUGUGCCCGAAGUGAUCCUAAAGCACCAAAUAUGCCCUCGUUAGUAGGCCUGGCUGUCUCGAUCGCGAUGAAAAUGGGCCUCAACUGCGUCGAUUCCAUGACUAGUCUCACGCCGUUUGACAUGGAAAUGCGGCGGAGGCUGUGGUGGCACCUAUCAACGCUGGAUGUUAGGAUUGCAGAAGAUUAUCAAGUGCCACCAAAUAUUCUUCCAGCGUUAAACACCACCUCUUUCCCAGCAAAUACGAACGACGGUGCGCUUGAUCCGGCUAUGAUGACCACCCCACAAAGCGAGCCUCGCCGAACAGAUAUGUUGUACAAUCUUACACGAUUCCAAGGAAGCCAUUUCUUGAGAGAAGUAGUUUUCUCAGAUGAUGUAUGUGUUAAACAAGGCUACAAGAUCCGUACGAACGCCGAAAAAUGCGCUUUCAUCGAUGAAUUCUGGGCCAAGAUGGAGAAUACUCUACUCUGCCACUGUGACGCGUCAGUGCCAAUCGAUAACGUCACAAUAACGUCUAUCCGACUGAUCUUGGUCAAAUCCAAGCUAACUAUAAUGAAGCCAAAUCCUCUUCAAAAGCAAAAUGCCCCAACGCGAGAAAGCUAUCGCAACACAUGCAAGCAAGUGCUUGAAUAUGCAUACGAACUGCGACAGUAUGAGCCUGGCAAGAAAUGGUUAUGGCUCUUCCAAACGUAUAUUGAAUGGGAUGCUCUGGCAUAUUUGCUACUCGACCUCUCCUUGGCUGCCGCUGACGAUACCGAUGGUCUAUGGGAGACAGUUGAGAAAACGUAUCAGCAUUGGGCUGGUACCUCGAACGCGAGCACGGAUCGCCGAUGGGUACAUAUAACGGAACUACAUGGGAAAGCGGUGGCUGCAAAAACGGAUCUAUCACCUCUUCCAGAGAGGAGGCGAACGAGACAAACGAUUCCGUCUCCGUCUAAAGAUUUGCACCAUGCAGGCCACUCCCCGGAUCAGCAGAUGACGGCCGAAUCGAACAUCACCAUAAAUGCGGAUGCCCUCUGGUCGCAGAUUCUUGGGCCUUGCCCAUCGACUACAGCCGACGAGCCGCUGCCAGUGAACGCUGUAGACCCUAGUUUUAUUCCCUCAUCCGGGUCAAUGCCAGAUUGGGAUCAUUUAUUAUUCGAUAGAUACUGGCAGGCAGUGGGCUAG
[Torrubiella] hemipterigena is the source of this 1863-nucleotide messenger RNA. Lineage: Eukaryota; Fungi; Ascomycota; Sordariomycetes; Hypocreales; Clavicipitaceae. The record is from the annotation of a GenBank genome assembly.